Engraulis encrasicolus (European anchovy) is the source of this 1396-nucleotide messenger RNA. RefSeq lists its product as uncharacterized. The record is from RefSeq and is a predicted model, not a curated record. NCBI's taxonomy places the organism in Eukaryota, Metazoa, Chordata, Actinopteri, Clupeiformes, Engraulidae. The coding region runs from base 248 to 1357 and encodes 369 amino acids. Gene Ontology annotation, molecular function: nucleic acid binding; zinc ion binding. The transcript is spliced from 2 exons.
AACCGGCAGGCAGACCUUGGUGGUGGACCCCUCUUCACUUUCUUUGCUGUGCCGCACGACGGGUGUUUAUCUUAUUAUUUUUGUGUGUUUUGUGUUUUUUUAUUAUUCCUUCACGAGUGGUGUAUAUUCUGGGACUUCCUCUUCUCUCGCUCUACUGCCCGAGCAGCAGCCUGAAGGCCAACCCCUGGGUCCUGGUCGCUAGACGUUUAGCUAUCUUCUAAAUUGUAGGCCCCUUUGCGUCGUUAGAAUGGAGGACGACAUGCAACAGCUCAGAGAGGAGUUGGAGCGCCUAAGGGCGGACAACGAGCAAUUGCGGCAGGAGCGGGCUCCCCGGCAGGUAAGUGACUCAGGUUCAUCCACAGGCACAGGGGAUAAUCCUCAGUCUAACUCGGGAACUGGAAGUGGCGCAGCGGCUCCGGAACGACUGGUGGUGAUCCCUCGAGAUCGUAAGUGCCCUAAGUUCAAUGGUAAAACCGGUUUAACUGUUGUAGAGUGGAUCGAGGAAGCCCGUGCUUGUAUGCGUGCUCGCCAUCUAGAGGCUCGUGAGAAGUCAUUGUUCAUUUGCGAUCAUUUGGAGGGAGACGCGAAGGAAGAAAUCAAAUAUCGUCCUAGAGCAGAGAAAACCGACCCAGAAAAGAUCUUCAGUGUCUUGAGGGAUUUGUAUGGCUGUACUGAGUCAUAUAUGACCCUCCAGCAAUCCUUCUUUUCGAGGCAGCAGCAGGAAGGGGAAACUUUACAUGAGUUUUCUUUAGCCUUAAUGGCUUUAAUGGAAAAGGUCAAGCAGAGGGCGCCUGAUAGUAUGACGAAUGCUGACAUCCUUCUCCGCGAUCAGUUCGUGGAACAUGUCUUGGACAGUGCGCUCCGACGAGAGUUGAAGCAGUUUAUACGCCGGCAGCCACAAGCUACUCUACUUGAGGUACGCGGUGAGGCUAUUACAUGGGAGCGAGAGGGUCUUCCUGGGGGUGCUAGGGGGCGUAGCUUUUCUCUUCCUUCUGCCUACGGUAUACAGUAUAGGGUCCAAGGCCACCCACAUGCUGCUUCACCGGGCCCCGUACAACCAGAGGCCCCAGCGAUGUCUCAAAGUAAUGAACUGAGUGAGAUGAUGAAGUUAUUGAAACAGCAACAGGAGCAACUAUCUCGACUCAGUCAAACUGUGGAUACCUUGCAGAACCCCCCAAUGCCUAGCCGACCACAACGCCGGGGCUCAUUGGUCUGCCAUCGAUGCCAGCAGCACGGUCAUUUUGCCAGAGAUUGCGAUGGGCCGCGAGUGCCCUCCCGUCCAAGGGCCAAUUCAUUCUCUGGUGAGUCCUCCGGUGUUGCUAGGUCUUCUCAGCAACCUCACCAACAGGGAAACUGAAGCCCACUGAGCCGUCGAGCCAAAGCUCAGUUGGGGUGU